UUAUGUAUAAACUUCUCGCAGAUAAAUUAUAUAAAUUCGUCCUAGAUCUACACUUUACGUGAUUGUUAACAUUAUCGUUACUAAACGACGUAUGAAUUUUCAAACCGGUUAAUUUUUGUAAUUGCAUAUCUCAUUACAAUAAUAUUUAAUAUCCAUUUAGAUGUCUAACGUCUAUCCAAUUAAGAACGGGUACACUGUGCACGUGAGUGAGAUAUUAUGUAGGAAAACCUAGAAAUGCCUGAAGCCCAGUAUUGGAUUAGUGGGCAGACUUACAUUUAGUGAAGUAUCGUGUCGGAAUGGAAGCACACGGGGGUUUGACGCCUAGUAAUCUUUGGCAACCAGGUGAAUUGGCACGUCGCAUGAUGGGAGAGCGGCCGUCUCCGGUACCUCCUACCAGGGAGCUGUGGCCUUCUGCAUCUGUACAACAGCCGCUCAGCAUUAGCACUUUACACAUAGCAUAUUUGAAAGAUGAAGAUUUAACUCCGAGAAGAGCAUCGACAUUACCUCCUCAACCAUAUUCUCCUACAACCAUCCCCAUAGAACAUGACUACAAACCUGGAUUGUGCACUGUUGGAACAAAUACGGAGCCUCCUCUUUCGCUCUUUGUUAGACUCAAAAAAAUGAUAAAAAGAGAAGAGCGCGACACAAACGUUUUUCCACCGCCGAUAGAGUUUACUCCUAUUAAUAGGGAAAGUACUUCGGAUUACGAUGAAUCACCACUAGAGCGCGCGUUUAACGGAAUAAAGAAAGUAAUUACAGGAGCUAAAUACCGUAUAGCACCCCGGUCUGACACGGCCGAAAGCCCAAAAAUAGUGUACGACACGUCUAAGCCUGGCGAUAGGAUGGUUUCUACAUUUGGUGCUAGUGAAUCUAGAAAGUGGUUUAAGUUACCAUCUCGGGCAAGUUACGUUCGGCGCCUUCGGACCGUUGUUGACUGUUGCCAUCGAACACCCCGACGUCCCCCUCGGCGUAAUGUGCAACCGAACCGAACCUUGCAGAUCACACAGGUAAUCGCGUUAAUAUGCGGCCUGCUGGUGAUUAUACUGAUGGUGCUGGGCCUCGCAUCAGCAGACUGGCUGAUGGCUGCAGGCUGGCGGCAGGGCCUGUUCAUGCACUGCAUAGAUCCAGAGGCACCGACGCCUUUGCCUUUCGACAUCACUGCUCAGCCAGGGUGCUACGCCGCGAGGCCCGCGCCAUACAUUAAAGCGGCAGCCGGCUUGUGCGUAGCAACGCUGGCGGCGGACGUGUGCGGAGCCCUACUUACGGGGCUAGGGCUACGGUCAGCGGAUCACCGUACAAAGUUCCGAUACUAUCGGUUCGCCGUUCUUGCCAUGUCGCUUGCACUAAUGUGCAUCUUAAUAGCGCUGGUGAUAUACCCGGUCUGUUUCGCCGCCGAAUUGAAUUUAGGCAACAGAUCGGUGUGGGAAUUCGGUUGGGCGUACGGCGUGGGUUGGGGCGCCGCCAUUUUCCUUUUCGGCGCAGUCGUGUUGCUGCUCUGUGACAAGGAGAGUGAGGAGCUCUACUACAAGGAACGGAAAGUCGUGAGCGGUGAAGCGAGUGCGCGCCCCUAGGGCCGCGGGCGCCUGCCCGACCUCGUGCCGUGAGGCCGCUAGUGCACGCACACACGCACACACACACACGCACACCGCACUAACGCACGCACAAGAGUGGACCACUCGCGACCAACCCCACGUUUAUUACGUGUAGGCUGGCGCAACUUUGACAUCUUUGUGAGUAUAUUGGGUUUAUAAUUUUUUUGGUAUUCUUUGUAAAUUAAAAUAUUGGUGGCGGAAACUAGAUCUCAAAAUGUUUUGUUUCCGCUUGUAUUUUUUGUAACUAAGUUUUUUAUUCUGGGUUUCUGGAGCUACUCGAACAGAACGGUAGAGUCAACAGCCCUAAUGGCUUGUCAGAAAAACUUGAUGUCACAAGAAAUUAAGAAUGGUUCCAUUCCAAUUUUUACCGAACUGUUCGAAUCGCACGUAAAUAUUGUUUUAAUCAUUAUUUAUAUUUUAUAUUCUAAUUAAGUGAUGUGGUCCAAUUGUUGUUAGUAAGUUUCAAGAAAUCGUCAUUUUAUAUUGUCUAAAUUACUUGAAAUUUGUUAAAAUAUCGUAACGUAAGUUGCGUGUUACGUGCGGUGGUGUAAACAAAUAUAUCGGCACGUUGGAAAAUUGACCUUGUCAUAAUGUACGCCUUUGCAGCUCUUUUAAAUGUGCAAGGUAAAUCAUUGGAUUAUGUACGUGCACAGUAUGGCGCAUCAGUUUGCCAACGUGCGGGUAAUGGCAUUUGGUCUGCUGCGAUAACGCACGGAUACUGUACGACUCGCAUUUGUUUUUGUUAUUUUACACCUUUCUUUGCUUUACGGAGCAGUUUGUGAUUAUAUUGUACAAACAAUACACUUUUGGUUUUUCGUAUGAUUUCGAAGACGUUUACAAAUGUUUUUUUUUUAUUAGUUAGUAAGUUAUUUUAAUUUAUUUAAGCUUUAACUUGGAUAUGUUUGAGUAUUAGAAUUUUUCACCGAAGGCGCUUUUUCGCCCGUUCGAAUGUAGAAUCUCGUUUAGGCGGAGUCGUUUGGAUGUAACCUCUAAAUUAGCGCUCGUCGCUCGUCAAAAUUACCUAGAUCACAUAAGAUCGCCUCUCGGCCGUAUUGCGUUGAUGUUAAUUUUAAGGUUUAUUUAGGGCACGUUCGGCGCGAAGGCGUCGGUCGACGAUCGGCGGUCCCUCGGGUAUUAUCCGUUCCAAAGAGCGUCGAUGUUAUUUAUUCGCUUUAACUUAUCGGUUGGUCCUUAGCGGGUUGUAAAUAGAUGUGUGGUAGACCGGUCGGUGGCGUGUAGUGCGGCGGCAGCGCGGCGGCGGGCAGGCGGCGGGCGGCGCCGGUCGCCCGCACCUCUCUCUCUGUCUCCUUUCUUCUCUUCUCCAGCUCUCGGCGGCUCUCCUCUCUCCUCGGAGAAUGAGAGCGGCCUGACCUGCGUUUUGUACUACGAACUUGUAUUCUAGAGCUACUGCACAAUUAGUGUAACGAGUGUGCUUGAGUGAAUCUCUGCGACGUGGAGUCGGCUCUUCGUUCGCGUAGUCGCGAUUCUGAUUAACGGGCUAUGACUACUGAGAUAUAAUGGAAUUAAUUGUGUCGAAGUUACCUUCGCUAGGGUAUAUUAAAUGUAUUUUAUUAUUUAUUGUCACGUGUACCGAUCGAUUCGGUCCCGUUCGGCCUCGGUGAUACUGUCGGGAAUCUCGUUUAUGUUAAGAAAUGAUAAAUAUCCUUUUUGGAAUUGAAAAUUAUUUCACGAGAUAUUUUCUUAAUGUUUAUAAUAAUAGUUGUCUAUGAAUUAUAAUUGUAUCGCUAGGACAGCUGUAGGUUAAUGUUAAAAAUUCUAACUUCUAAGGCAACUAAUUAAGUAUUCUAACUUCGGAUCUACAUUUUGCGUUUGAAUUGCAAUUGCAAUAUAUAUAUUCGUAUUGAAAUAUUUUAUUCCUAUUUAAAAUAAAUUUUCAUUCAUAAAGUACAAUUAAAUGUGAACACUGUACAUAUUCAGAUAAUAUUCGAUAAUGAAGUUCUAGAAUUAUGUAUAACUAUUUGGAUUAACUUCACACGUAAAAUGUGGAUCUUUUAAACUAAAAUAGUGUUUAUAGUUCUGUAGAAAAGAUGGUAUUUUUUGUAAUCUGUAAUCGUUUAUCUUAAACACUAUUUCGAAAUCAAUUAUUUAUUGGUUAAUGCUUUAAUUUUAUACAUUUUAUGAAAUUUACAUCAUUUGGUUUGUGAUAAUUGUUUAUAUGUUAGGAUUUAGUAAUCUAUUGACUUUACUAAUUAUAUUGCAUUUAUCAAGAAAUAUGUUUAAAAUCGCACUGCCAUUGAUUGACUAACAUGUUGAUAGAAAAUGUCAAUGAAAAAUAUUUCAAAGAUAUUCUUAAUUGUAAUGUUUUAGCAACGUUUUGAUGAAAAGUUUUCUUGCUCGGGACGUUUACUUCGUUUAGUCUGAACUGCGAAAUAUUAUAAUAAAAACAUUUACUAAGUGUUUCAUCGAAUCACGACUUGCAUCUGAUAACCAUUGAUUGACUUCUUAAUAUGUUGACUGUUUUAAUCGAUGUUACAGUACAGACUAUGUGAUUUAAAUAUUGUAUCUACUUUAGUGUAAAUUUUCAUAGAUAAUCUAGCUACUUGUUUUUGUGCAACGUUAAUGUGCUUGGGCAAUAUGCAUUUGUCUGCGCUAGUCAAUGUUAACCAGAAAUGAGGCUUGUUGCAUUAAAAUUCUCAUAAACAGUAUUUUGACUUAUUAAAAUGUCAAUUAACGUUCAGUUAUUUUGUAAGUUAUUUCGUAGUAUUAAAGCAGCUGCAAUUGCCUAAGUAAUUAACAACUCGAUUCCUUUAGCCAAAUGAUGUCAUAUCAAUGAGAUUGAAUAAAGUAAUAAAUAUAGUGAA
This is a messenger RNA of Pieris napi, 4414 nucleotides long. Its product is annotated as transmembrane protein 47. The record is from RefSeq and is a predicted model, not a curated record. Bases 297 to 1571 code for a protein of 424 amino acids. Lineage: Eukaryota; Metazoa; Arthropoda; Insecta; Lepidoptera; Pieridae. Gene Ontology annotation, biological process: cell-cell adhesion. Gene Ontology annotation, cellular component: membrane; cell-cell junction. The transcript has 6 exons.